GACAUUGACCAGUGUCUUGGAAGACCUUGAUUAUGCAGAUGAUAUUGCGCUGCUCGCCCAUCGACACCAGGACAUGCAGGCAAAGACCAAUGCUUUGGCAAUUACAGCAGGGAAAUUAGGCCUGAAGAUCAGCAUUAAGAAGACAAGGUAUUUGAGGAUGAGUGGCAGAACCAAUGAAUCCAUCAUGGUGAAUGGGGAAGUGGUAGAUGAGGUUGAUCACUUUACCUACCUGGGAUCUAAGGUGUAUGUAUGUAUGAGAUGGAGAAGAAGAGAUCCUAGUUCGGAUUUCAAAGGCAAGCAAGGCCUUUGCCUCGCUUCGAGGCACUUGGAGAUCCAAGAACAUCAGCCAGACGACAAAGAUCCGAUUUUUCAAAAGCAAUGUCUUAAGCACUCUACUGUAUGGCGCAGAAUCCUAGAAGAUGAUCAAAACCAUCAGCCACAAGCUAGAAAUCUUCCAGAACAAGUGCCUGCGCAGGAUUCUCCGUAUGUACUGGCCCCAGACAAUCUCAAACUAUGAGUUGCGCAGAAGAACAGGAAAAGAACCAAUCGCACAGCAAGUCCGGCGAAAGAGAUGGAAAUGGAUUGGUCAUGUGCUGCGCAUGCCACCAGUAGCACUACCACGAGUUGCCCUCGGGUGGACCCCUGAUGGCCCUAGAAAGAGAGGCAGACCGAAAGAAACAUGGAAGAGGACAGUGGAGAAAGAGAUGAAGGAGAACACCUGGACAUGGGGUCACCUGGAACGACGAGCACCCGACAGAAGCCAAUGGCGCACUUUAGCCGAGGCCUUAUGUGUUUCAAAACACGAAGAUUAAACUUAACUUUUAGUUGAGAAGAAGACGCAAAUGGAAUUGGAAGACAAAAUCAAGAAGCUCGAAGAACAAUUCAAAGGUUUGCCUAAAGUCCUCAUCAAGAGAACUCUCUGUGGUGAUGACGUCAAUGAGGACAUUAGCAAAGCUACGGAUCGGUUACAGGAAUUUCAACAGAUGAAAAGUAGCUUGUUUUUCAAUCCAAUGGCGGCUACUCCUGUUACAGAGGAAUUAAAAGGGAGUUUGUGUGUCACCCCUGCGGAGGAAUUCGACAGAAACUCAGUGGCAAAGAAUUGCAUUGUAGAAGGUACUGAGACAGCAAGGUGUCAUAGGACAGGAGACAGAAAGGCAACAGAUCCACCAAAACCAAAACCAAAACCAAACUGGAGGAAAUCCCAUGAACAUGUCGAGGACUGUAAAGAGACUCGAGAACCGCCAUUACCACUCUACAUGUCUUCAGCUAUUGGGCUGCCACCACCUCCACCCCCACUGCUAUCGCAUCACCAUGUACAGUCAAAACCACCCCCACCUCGACCACAUGCCCAGUCAACUUCACCCCCACCCUGGACAUAUGGACGGUCUACACCACGGCAACUCCUACCACAAGCCCAUUCAACAUCAGCCCCACACCGACCACGUACACAGUCAACACCUUCCCCACCCUCACCCCCACCCCUACCACAUAGAUGGUCUACAUCAGAGCCACCCCUACCACAUGCACAGUCUGCACCAUCCCCACCCCCACCACAUAGAUGGUCUACAUUAGGACCAUCUCUACCACAUGCAGAAUUAGGACCACCCCCACCCCCACCACAUAGAUGGUCUGCACCAGGACCAUCUCUACCACUUGCACAGCACACAUUGCCGGCACUAAGGGCAUCCAUCAAAAAGUGCGUCCACAGUGAAGUGAUUGGCAAUAAAGCAAGACAGGACAAUGAUGCAGCCUUGGAGACCAAGAACAACGUGCAAGAAGAGCAAAUGGAGUUAGAUGAUAAAAUAAGAAUGCUGAAAGAAGAGUUCAGUUCUUUGCCUAGGGUCCUCAUCAAGAAAACUCUUUGUGAUGAUGCAGUGGAUGGAGAUGUUACAAGAGCCAAACAACGGCUAAUGGAAUUCACACACCAGUUUAAGGAUCGAGAAAACUGUUUUAAGAAUCCAGGGGGAGCUGGACGUGAUGCAGGAAACUUAUACCGAGACUUGAACAGCUCUCCUGCAUUUGGACGUACUAAAAUGGCAAGCACUCAGUUUGAGGAACAAACACUGCCUGGAAGAGAAAACCUGUUGCCUAGGAACUGGGUACCAAUGCCUCGAGAUGACCGAGGAAAUGACAUCGAUGUUCAUCUAGUGAAACUAGCGAGCUCGUCAGUUGAGUACCAGGAUGUGAUAGAAAGAUUACAAGAAACCGUCCCUUCCAAUCUGAUGAUAAAGAGUGUAGAGCGAAUACAAAAUCCUUAUCUCUACCAGGCCUACCAACUGCGGAAGCAAAAAAUGGACCGAGACAACCCUCAAGCAAACAACGAGCGGCAACUAUUCCAUGGCACAAAUUCAGACAAUGUAACGAAAAUUAAUACGCAAGGAUUUGACAGAAGUUUUUCAGGAUCUGCACACGGAACUCGUUACGGUGCAGGAGUGUACUUUGCAAGAGACGCCUCAUAUUCAAUACGCUACACUGGUGGCAGUCAUCAGGUUGUGUACCUCGCCCGGGUCCUAGUGGGGCGAUAUUGUAAAGGCAGUUCGGGGAUGAAGAAGCCUCCCCCUAUAAACUCCGAGCAGCCAGAGAUCCUGUUUGAUUCCAUGGUGGAUGACACGAAUGAUCCUUCAAUUUUUGUCGUAUACUAUGACAAUCAAACCUAUCCAGAAUAUCUUAUUACAAUUUAGAAUCAACACACGAGAAUAAUCAAGGCGGCUGGCAAUAGUUUCCAACACUUUCUGCAACCCGAGCGGAGAGCGGAGAGCCGAUCCUUUCCGGAUCGAGUAUUUAGUUACAUUCUAGGGUCAACGCAAGGACAUAGUUUAAGCGGCUGGGACAGCUUCCAAAUUUCUAUCAGCAGGAGCCUAUGCUGUUAUACUUUUACGGAACACUUCUACCAAACCUUCUCAAGUGAUGUUUCAAUAUAUAUUGGCAUUAUUCCACAAAUGUAUAGUCAUUGUUUAGCAAGCUGCGGUCAUUUUCAUGGCAUAAUAGGUUACAUAGCAACGAUACUACCUGUUCAAAGCACCCGUAACAGUUUAGCUUUAUGAGUGUAUGACUGAAAAACGACUCGGCGUACCCCAUUUUUAUUAUCUUUAUUAUCAAAAUUCUUACGAGGGGGUUUAAAACUCUAAGCUCGAAGAAAAAAUGUUCCCUUUGUGGGUAUUAUGUUAAAUGCCUACUUAAUGUUGCGUGACACUAAUCUAGUAGGUCUCUCCUUUACCAUCCUCUCAAUAUUGAAUAAGGACUCGGACCAUACAAAAUUUGAUUGCUCGUCGAGAUGUAUCACUCACUUAACGCGGGCGAUUUCCGUUGUUUUUAUCUUACGUACUUAACUAACGCUAAAAUCAAACAUUAUGUUGGCCUAAUGCAGCAAAAGUAUAUUUUAUAUUGGCAACAGGCCAUGCAAAGCUCUACUAAACUAGAAUUUUUCAACACUUUUAAGAACGAUUAUAUACCCUCCUCUUAUUUAGGCAUAAAAAGCAAACCAAGCGAAAGAAAAGAACUAGUGAAAUUUAAGAUAGGCGAUCACAAACUAAGGAUUGAGACUGGUAGAUAUGAUCAAAUUCCACGGGUUAACAGACUCUGCCCUAUUUGUGAUCAUCUUGCUUUGAUCUACGCAAUAUUCUACUUUCAAAUCAAACCAAUGAAACUUGAUUGCUAUAUCAUAACGUUAUUAUAUGAUCACGAUAACCGUUACUGUUUUAGCUUUAGUUUUAGUUUACAAAAGCUUUUGCAACACUGUAUGUAUUUAUGGUCAUGCAAAUAAAGCUAGUUGUUGUGAAAUAUUAAAAGAAGUCUUCGCAAACUCA
This is a messenger RNA of Orbicella faveolata, 3806 nucleotides long. RefSeq lists its product as uncharacterized. The record is from RefSeq and is a predicted model, not a curated record. Lineage: Eukaryota; Metazoa; Cnidaria; Anthozoa; Scleractinia; Merulinidae. Gene Ontology annotation, molecular function: NAD+ poly-ADP-ribosyltransferase activity; transcription corepressor activity. Gene Ontology annotation, cellular component: nucleus; cytoplasm. Gene Ontology annotation, biological process: negative regulation of gene expression.